Molecule: messenger RNA, 3270 nt
Organism: Fragaria vesca subsp. vesca
Lineage: Eukaryota; Viridiplantae; Streptophyta; Magnoliopsida; Rosales; Rosaceae
Exons: 19
Coding region: 1-3144 (1047 amino acids)
Source: RefSeq, a predicted model, not a curated record
AUGGGGUUAAUCCAAAGGCAAGUUUUCCCUGUUUGUGAAAGUCUCUGCUUCUUUUGUCCUGCAUUGCGCGCCAGAUCACGCCAUCCCGUCAAACGAUACAAGAAGCUGCUCGCUGAGAUUUUUCCUCGCUCUCCGGAUGAAGAACCAAAUGACCGCAAGAUCAGUAAGCUAUGUGAAUACGCCUCAAAAACUCCUCUCCGUAUUCCAAAGAUCACAACUACACUGGAGCAAAGGUGCUAUAAGGACUUGAGAACUGAGAACUUCCACUCUGUGAAAGUGGUCAUGUGUGUCUACCGGAAGUUGUUGAUUUCUUGUAAGGAUCAAAUGCCAUUGUUUGCAAGUAGUUUACUUACCAUUGUUCAAAUUCUACUUGAUCAAUCACGACAUGAUGAAAUGCGCAUUUUAGGAUGCCAAACUCUUUUCGAGUUUGUGAAUAAUCAGAAGGAUGGUACAUAUAUGUUUAACCUAGACAGCAUGAUUCCAAAACUUUGUCAAAUAGCUCAAGAAAUGAGGGAGGAUGGGACGGCAAUGAAAGUGCGGGCAGCUGGGCUUCAAGCUCUUUCCUCAAUGGUUUGGUUCAUGGGUGAAUUCUCUCACAUUUCAACAGAGUUUGACAAUGUUGUUUCAGUUGUCUUAGAAAAUUAUGGAGGUGUAAAGAAAAAUUCAGAACAAGAUGCCCAGUUUGGAGAUUUGGAAGAAGUUUCUCCUUCAGUACAACCCAUGAGAAGGAUUUCUUCCUCGAGGUUGAUAGUAGGUGAAAAAGGGGACGUCAAUGUCUCAGGAGAGGAUUUGCACAAUCCUGGAUUUUGGUCAAGGGUUUGCCUCUAUAACAUUGCUAAGUUAGCCAAGGAAGCUACAACUGUACGGCGGGUUUUGGACUCUUUGUUCCGAUAUUUUGAUAAUGGCAAUCUCUGGUCUCCUAAACAUGGACUUGCUCUAUCUGUCUUGAUGGAUAUGCAGUUAAUAAUUGAAAAUUCUGGGCAGAACAGGCAUUUCAUAUUGUCCAUCUUAAUUAAGCAUCUUGAUCACAAGAAUGUUCUUAAAAACCCAAAUAUGCAGCUGGUCAUUGUUGAUGUUGUCACCUCGCUUGCUCGAGAAACAAAGGUUCAAUCAUCAGUUGCUAUAAUUGGUGCAUUGAGUGAUAUGAUGAGACAUCUGCGAAAAAGUAUACAUUGCUCACUUGAUGAUUCAAAUUUGGGGGCUGAAGUUAUUGAAUGGAACCAAAAAUUUCGAGCAGCAGUGGAUGACUGCCUUGUUCAGUUGACACAUAAGGUAGGAGACGCAGGUCCUGUUCUUGACAUGAUGGCUGUGAUGUUAGAAAACAUGUCUAAUAUUACUGUUAUGGCGAGAACUUUGAUUUCUGCUGUUUACCGUACUGGUCAAAUUGUGGCAACAAUACCUAAUCUGUCAUAUCAAAACAAGACCUUUCCUGAGGCAUUAUUUCAUCAGCUACUCGUAGCUAUGGUCUAUCCUGACCAUGAAACCAGAGUCGGUGCACACCGUAUAUUUUCUGUUGUUCUUGUUCCAUCUUCUGUUUGCCCCCGUCCUCUUGCUGCUACUCACCACGCUCCAAAGAAAAAUCCUAUUGGAAGGACACUCUCAAGAACAGUAUCUGUGUUUUCUUCUUCAGCUGCUCUUUUCGAGAAAUUGAAGAAGGAGCCAUCUCACUCGCAAGAACACAUCAGUCAUGACACCAAGGACAAUGCUUUAAUUGGUGAAGAAGCAAAGAUUACUAACCACACUAUGUUGAACAGGUUGAAAUCCAAGUUUAGUUUAAAAAAACACGAAGCGGCUUCAAUUGAGCUAGGGGCUCAGGAAGCUACAGCCAACAACCAUCCUACAGUUAACAGAUUGAAGUCGACUUUAAGCCGAGCCUACAGUAUGAAAAGGCAAUCAUCAACUAUGAGUACUGAUUCAACAGCUCCAAUUGUUCCACAAAAAGAAUCGACAAUGUCCCUUAGGUUAAGCAGUCGCCAAAUUACCCUUCUGCUUUCAUCUAUCUGGGCACAGUCCAUCUACCCUCUGAAUACGCCCGAAAACUAUCAAGCAAUUGCUCAUUCCUACAGCCUUGUGUUGCUAUAUGCUCGGACUAAGAACACCUCCCAUGAGACUCUGAUCCGCAGUUUUCAACUAGCAUUUUCAUUAAGGAGCAUUUCUCUUGGUGAAGGGUUGCAGCCGUCAAGACGCAGAUCUCUCUUUACCUUGGCAACAUCGAUGAUUAUCUUCUCAGCUAAAGCCUACAACAUUGUUGGCCUUGCUCCUUCUGCUAAAGCAGCACUUGCAAAUGAAACAGUUGAUCCAUUUCUACAGUUAGUUGAUGACUCCAAGUUACAGGCUAUUGAAUCUGGCCCUGACCAACCAAGGAAAGUUUAUGGAUCAAAAGAAGAUGAUGAAGAUGCUUUAAGGUCACUUUCGGCUUUAGAAAAAGCUGAUACCCAAUCUAAGGAAUCAUAUGCUACCAUGAUAGUGAAGACACUGGCAAAAUCAUCAGAUGAAUUUUCAACUAUGAGACAGCAGUUACUGAACGAUUUUCUUCCUGAUGAUACAUGUCCUUUGGGAGCUCCAUUGUGCAUGGAAACUCCCGUUCAAAUCAACCAAUCUGGCUUACCAGAAAAUGCAGCUCCUAAUACUGUUGAGCCUCCAAUGUUCAUAAUUGAUGAAGACGCUUUACCCAGUGCAUCUGAAAGUCAAACAGAUACGAACACGAAACUGGCCGUAGAAAAUCUGAGCCUCAUCAGCGUCAAUGAACUUUUGGAUUCGGUUUUGGAGACAACUCACCAAGUAGGUAGAAUAUCAGUUUCAACUGCUUCAGAUAUCCCUUACAUGGAAAUGGCUGGCCAUUGUGAAGCCCUUCAAAUGGGGAAGCAGAAGAAGUUGUCUGCAUUCACAGUUGCCCAACAAAGGCAAGAAAGUUUGAUUAGAUUUUCUACUCAGGAUCGCAGUGUAUUAAACGAAGUGCCUCCUUCGGUUGUCCUGGGUGUUCCUACGAGUGGUAAUCCAUUCCUUGAUGCAAAUGCUGUUCCGGUCAACCAACCUGUUGGCAAUGGUCCGAUGCCUUGUGCAACUGGAUUCCAACAUUAUCCCCGCUUUCAGCUACCUGCGUCGAGCCCCUAUGAUAACUUUUUAAAGGCUGCUGGUUGCUAAUUUGUAGAGAUAAGCUUGGUAGCCAUUGUAAGAAUUGAGUUUUGCAUUGGAGUAACGAGUGAGUCCCAAGUUCAAUCACUGAAAACUCCUUGUUUGUAGUGUUGUUGUUCCUGAUAUCGGCCUCAC